This is a messenger RNA of Gekko japonicus, 571 nucleotides long. RefSeq names its product small nuclear ribonucleoprotein, U11/U12 25kDa subunit (gene SNRNP25). The record is from RefSeq and is a predicted model, not a curated record. The transcript is spliced from 6 exons. Bases 18 to 491 code for a protein of 157 amino acids. Gene Ontology annotation, biological process: mRNA splicing, via spliceosome. Lineage: Eukaryota; Metazoa; Chordata; Lepidosauria; Squamata; Gekkonidae. Gene Ontology annotation, cellular component: U12-type spliceosomal complex. Gene Ontology annotation, molecular function: protein binding.
CCGGGCAGAAGAGCAGCAUGGCGGCGGCGGAGGAGGAGGAGGCCGCGGCCGGGGGCGAGGAGGAGGAGGAGCUGGCGCACGAGGAGGCGAUGGAGCUCUGGCAGGCCGGCCUGGCGCGCCUCGUCCGGGACCCGCUGCUCUGCGACCUGCCGGCGCAGGUGACCCCGGAAGAGAUCGCCUCGCAGGUGGCGCUCGAGUACGGCCAGGCCAUGACGGUGCGCGUGCGCAGAGCGGACGCCCUCCAGGAGCCCAUGCCCGUGGUGGUGGUGCAGCAGGCGACGGUGCUGGACCUGAAGAAGGCGGUGCAGCGCUUCGUGCAGCUCAGGCAGGAGAGGCAGAGCGGCGUGCAGCACCUCAGCUGGAGGCACGUGUGGCGGACCUACAUCCUGGCCUUUGGCAGUGAGAAGCUCGACAAUGACCGCAAGACGCUGCGCGAGUACGGCAUCCGGAACCGGGACGAGGUCAGCUUCGUAAAGAGACUCCGCAAGUGAACCCUGCCCAUUGCAGAGAAGAGCCGGCACACUGACUGAGCCAGAGGAAGGCAGGCCAUCUUGACAGCCACCUGGGGGCU